CUGAUACAAGAAAUCAAAUUGUCAAUUGAGAAAUUGGUGAAUGAUAAACUGAUGGCGGCUGAGCAUUGCUAUAAAAAUUGCAAAACUACACAACAGUUGCGCAAAAUGCACAAACGAGAUGCAAUCAAAGCAAAGCAGUCAACAUUUAAGGAUCUGAAGAUUAUAACCGUUAUAACGGAUUCCGAUGUGAUGAGCAUUUAUAAGGAUGUCUCCAAACUUUGUGCUAUCGAGAAGUAUUUGCACAUGCUAUAUCGACCCUUUGUGUGCCACUUGAGAAUUGGUUGCUCGCUGGAUCUGAAGCAAUUAAGUAAACAUCUCUGGAAUACGCGCUACGAGCCCCAAAUAUCCUCAGCACUCAUUGUGCGCCUCUCGAAGCCCGCGUGCAGCCUAAAGGUAUACAAUAGUGGUUAUGUCUCGUGUCAGGGAUAUAAUUAUGGUGGUGCCGCUGCCGGGGUCCAACAUUUUAUGGCUAUCAUCGAGAAUUUGGGCUAUUUACCGUUGCUGCAACAGCCCAUCCAUAAUGUGGUAAAUGCCACAUUUUCUAUGCCAUUUGCAAUUGAUCUGAAUGGGAUCUAUGUGGCACAUCGUAUCAAUUGUUUUUAUAAUCCGGAAUCGCUUCCAUAUCUCGUGUAUGAGUUCUAUGAACAUUGCAGCAAAGUGGCCAUAUUUCCUAUGGGUUAUGUUUACGUUUUGUUGUCCACGCAGCCGAGUCACACCCGGAAGGUAAUUUCACUCAUCUUGCCCGUACUCUAUCGCCAUAGAGUCGCCUACGGGGACACUAAGUUGCAUCGGUCAAAUGGGGAAAUGCAGCUGAGCAUUGGUGACAUCAAUUUCCAAUUGCUGUGGGAAAAUAAUUUUCAGUUGUCAUACCAAUGUACACCAUAAUAUUUUAAAUGAGCAGCAGGCAACUAUGCCAAACUUUAGUUUUCCAACUUUUGUGUAGUGCAGUGUAGGUUUGUGUGAGCAAAUCCGAUAGACAAACAUACACACACAAACAUAUAUCAACUUUUCGCUUGGGAUAUUUAAAUGACAAGUGCCGCUAUGCAAACACACACUCGCACAUUACUUAAAUAUGUACAUAGCUAAUUCCAUUUAAAAAUAAAGCGACAAAAUUAUAUAACCAAAUAAAUAAAAAAAA
Molecule: messenger RNA, 1138 nt
Organism: Drosophila grimshawi
Lineage: Eukaryota; Metazoa; Arthropoda; Insecta; Diptera; Drosophilidae
Gene: Trf5
Product: TBP-related factor
Exons: 2
Coding region: 52-885 (277 amino acids)
Biological process (GO): DNA-templated transcription initiation
Molecular function (GO): RNA polymerase II general transcription initiation factor activity; DNA binding
Source: RefSeq, a predicted model, not a curated record